Messenger RNA from Contarinia nasturtii (swede midge), 4971 nucleotides. RefSeq names its product alpha-mannosidase 2 (gene alpha-Man-IIb). The coding region runs from base 953 to 4384 and encodes 1143 amino acids. The transcript has 10 exons. NCBI's taxonomy places the organism in Eukaryota, Metazoa, Arthropoda, Insecta, Diptera, Cecidomyiidae. Gene Ontology annotation, molecular function: carbohydrate binding; alpha-mannosidase activity. The record is from RefSeq and is a predicted model, not a curated record. Gene Ontology annotation, biological process: protein deglycosylation; N-glycan processing; mannose metabolic process. Gene Ontology annotation, cellular component: Golgi membrane.
GAAGACAGUGAGAGAACGAAUGUGAAUAAAGUAAGAGCGCACGAGCCAGAGAGUGAUAUUGUGUGUUGUACAAACGUAAACAAUCUCUCUCUCGUCUACAAGCGCAUAUAGUAUUUCGGUUUGUCAGUGAGAAAGAGAGUCGCAUGUUACCGUCGUGACAUUACUUGUUUCACCACAUGCAAACACCGAUUGAUGUAGUUGGGUGCAGCACAUGCAGAGUUUUUGGAGAAAAAAAAAGAGAGAGAGAGACAGCGAGAGAGAAUCGGUUCAUCUUUGGCUGUAACAAGAAGCAAGCGGCGAGCAAACAAAUCACAAUCGACCGAGUGUUUGAGAGCAUCGCAAUCAGUCGUUGUGCGUUUGUCUUAGUGCAAGACGGUGUGUUUUCUGUCAAUUCGUUUAUUUUUUCUUUCUUCAUUUUCGUUCAUGCAUUGAAUUCAAUGCAGUGAGUGUAGAGUAGACGAGCAAAAUAUCUCGUGCAUUGUAUCAAAACAGAAUAAUUUUGAAGAAAACUUAUCGCAACGACAAAAAAACACAGACAAUUUUAAGCCGAAUCAAAAAUUCAACCCAAAUUUUAAAUUGGGGGUUUAAGCAGUUUUGAAAAAAGUGCUAGUGCAACAAUCGCCGACAACAACAACAACAACCAAAUUUACCGAAAAUCUGAAGAGAAACCAACGAGAGGAGAAAACAAAUAUAAGUACCCGUGUAUGUUGAUUUGGUAGCAGCACAGCGGCAAAACUCAUGCGGUAGCCUUUUCAAAUAUCCCUGCACCAAUAUUAGGAUGUGAAAUAGAAACGAGUUCAUCGACUCCAUUGACUCGUUGUAGUUUUUCGUAGUUUUGGUUUCAUCGGAGCAACUGGGAUAAAAUUAAGCAUAAGAAUUCUCUUAAGAAAAGGGAAAAAAGGGGACAAACAUAAAUUGAAAUUGAACCGCAUUCCAACCCAAAAAACUAACUAUGACAUUCAAAAUUCUUCGUCGUGGCACACCGCGAUGCAUUGGUUUAUUGUCAUUGUUGGUUGUGGCAAUUGUAUGCCUGUAUUACAUAUCGAUUGGUCAACAGUACAAUCCGAAGAAUUUACUAAAACGACGGACAGAGAAUGCGGCGUUGAUUGUCGAUAAUAAUUUGGACGAUGAUGUCGGACGCAGAAACAUAAAAGAGACACACUCAAAACCAUCUGCAAAUGAUGUAACGAACCAUGGAUGGCGAAAAUGUGUGGCAUUAAAAGAAUCCGAUUCAGAUAUAACGACGCAAGAAGAAUUUUAUAAAUUUGACUUUCAGCCAAAUUGGUUGCGAAAUAAAGAAUUUUGGGACAUGUCAUUUGAAACACGAUAUGAAGCAUUGAAACGAACUGAUCGACCAAAUCUGCGUGUCUUUAUUACACCAUUUUCGCACAAUGAUCCAGGGUGGUUAAAAACAUUCUUGGGCUACUUUCAACAAGAUUCGCGACAAAUUUUAAAUUUCGUCGUCGAUCGAAUGCAAGAAUACAAAGACAUGACAUUUAUUUGGGCUGAAAUAACAAUUCUGCAACUAUGGUGGGAUCAAGCGCAUCCAACGAAACAACGAGCACUUAAACAAUUGAUCAACUCCGGUCGAUUUGAGAUUGUAACUGGCGGAUGGGUAAUGACCGAUGAAGCAAACGUUCAUCUGUACGCAAUGGUUGAUCAGCUAAUUGAGGGUCACCAAUGGUUAAAGGACAAUUUGAAUUAUACACCAACAACUGGAUUUUCCAUCGAUCCCUUCGGCCACGGAAGCACAUUACCGUAUUUAUUGGCUGCUAGCGAAUUCAAAGGCACCAUUAUCCAACGCAUUCAUUACGCAUGGAAACAAUAUUUCGCUAAAAAUCAAUACGGCGAUUUUUACUGGCAACCGUAUUGGAAAUCGGAAAACGCUGAUUCACGAACCCUUCUCACCCAUAAUAUGCCCUUUGACAUCUAUUCAAUUAAACAUUCAUGCGGUCCACAUCCUUCGAUAUGUUUAAAUUUUGAUUUUCGUAAAGUUCCUGGCGAAUACACGGAGUAUUCAAUUAAGGCCCAAUUCAUAAACGAAGCAAAUGUUGAAGCCAAAGCUGAUUUAUUGUUGGAACAAUAUGCUAAAGCUGCAACAUUAUAUCCUCAUAAUGUUGCGUUUGUACCGCUCGGCGAUGAUUUUCGAUACAAUCGAGAGAAAGAGGUCGAACAACAGUAUACAAACUAUAAGCUUUUAAUUGAUUACAUAAAUGCUCACCCAGAUCGAUACAAUAAUACCCAAAUCUCGUUUGGUUUACCCAAAGACUAUUUCGAUGAAAUAAAUCGUCGAUAUCAAAAAUAUCCGCAUUUAAAAGGCGACUUCUUUGUUUACUCUGACAUAUUUACCGAAGGAAAGCCAGCGUAUUGGUCGGGUUAUUUUACAACACGUCCCAUGUACAAAAUGUUGAGCCGAGAAUUAGAGCAUAAUCUUCGUUGUGCAGAAAUUUUAUUUACCAUUGCAUUAAAUCAUGCACGACAACAUCAUAAUACCAAUGCAUUGCGAAUUUUCGAAAAGAACUAUGAGAAAAUGAUAAUUGCGCGUCGUAAUCUCGGUUUAUUCCAACAUCACGACGCCAUAACUGGAACAUCCAAAGCAAUGGUAAUGCGUGAUUAUGGUUCACGUUUAUUCGAAAGUAUUCGUGAUACGGUUCAAUUGCAACAGACGACAAUUGAAAUGCUGAUGCAAAACAAGCCAUCGACUGAAAAGUAUCAUAUCAUCGUUAGCGAACUGGAACGUGAUUCGUUUAAUAGAUUGCCGAAGAAAACGCCAAUUGUUGUGCAUCCAAAUAAACAGGCCGAAAUUGUAUUGUUCAAUGCAUUGGCACAAGAUCGCCUUGAAUUGAUUGCAUUACGCACAAGAACUCCAAAUCUUAAAGUCAUUGACAAUAAUGGAAUGGAUGUAAAAUUUCAAAUAAAUCCCGUUUGGAAUAUCACCGAUGACAAUCAACAAAAUGUUAAUUUACUCAGAGCAUCAAACCACAUAUUCGAAGUCAUAUUUCUGGCAAAUCUUCCUCCAUUAGCAUUAGUUACGUAUACGGUAAAAUAUACGGAGAAACGAAAUUCAUUGGCCACCGUCUAUUGUAAUGAGUGUAAGGAAAGCAAUGCAGUCGAUCGUGGUGAGGAUGUGUUUGAGGUGAAAGCCCGUCAAGCCGGUGAUAUUCAAUUGGAAAAUGCUCAGAUGCGACUCCUUUUCGACGGAGUCAAUGGUUUCUUAAAAACAAUAACGCCAAAAAAUCACCGUAAACCUGUUCAGUGUGCUAUUAAAUUUGCUGCCUAUCGUAGUGCCCAAUUUCAUUCGGGCGCAUAUUUAUUUAAACCCGAUCGUGAGGAAAAAGAUAGUGAAAAAGAUGUAUUAGAGCAAUAUAAUGGGAAUCAAUUGAUUUUCAUAACAUCAGGUCAAAUAUCUAGCGAUGUAACGGUGAUUUAUGGCAAUUUCUUAGCGCAUACAAUUCGAAUUUUCAACAGUGGCACCUCAUUCGAUAGUGCAAUUUACAUUGAGAACGACAUCAAUUUCGAAGCACCGCCCAAGAAUCGUGAAACCGAAUUGUUUAUGCGUUUUGUGACGAGUAUUGAUAACGGUGUUCGAUCGGUCAUGUAUAGUGAUCAAAGUGGUUUCCAAUACCAUCGUCGUGAAAAAGUCCAAAAUUUGGGAGUCGAAGCCAAUUAUUACCCAAUCACAACGGCGGCAUUCAUUCAGGACAGUGAAGUUCGAUUGUCACUGCUAACCAAUCAUGCACAAGGUGCGGCCAGUCUUGAACCAGGAUACUUGGAAGUGAUGUUAGAUCGCCGAACGCUUUAUGAUGACUAUCGGGGAAUGGGUGAAGGUAUCGUCGAUAGCCAAUUGACACAACAACGCUAUUGGCUCAUUUUGGAGCAAAUGAUAGAAGGUGCCAAUGAUGAUAUCAAUAAUAUUCCACCCGUUCCAAAUCGCGACUAUGAAACUCCAAGUAGUUUCGUUAACCAUUUGUCCAAUAUUCUAAACUAUCCAGCGAAUGUGUUCUUUGUCGAAAAUCAAGAUGACACCACACCAAAUAAGCUUAGCAAACAAGUUUCAUUAUUUAAAAUGAAUUUUCCAUGUGAUGUACAUUUGGCAACACUGCGAACACAAACGGAACGUGAUUUAACUCUAUUUCCGUCACAGCGGGCGUUACUGUUGCUGCAACGGCAAGCGGCCUCUUGCAAAGUUCGUGACAUUGGCAAUGUAUGUCAGAAUGAGCACGGUUUCAAAGUUAAUGAUUUAGAUAUAUUUAAUAACAUCACAUUAGCACGUGUAUUCAAAACAUCAUUGACUGGCGUUCAUCAACACGAUCGUAUCACACAUUUUAACAGCGUUUACAUUCAACCAAUGGAUAUGGCCACAUUUAAUUUGACCUUCGUUUAAGAAAUCUUUCCGAUCCGAAAAUGAGCUAAUUUAUUUUAUAGGUUCUAGUGCAAUAUUACCAACAAUUCAUUUUAAGCGUAGCGAUUCGUUUUUAGUUCAAUUUUUAUUUUAACAUAUUUUUUUUUUGUUUCUCUCUCGAUUUUGUGCAUUGUCAAUUGUUUGUGAAUAAUGUAGGUAAUUUGUGAUUUUAGAUGAAAAUAAUGAGAAUUUUGUAUUAUAGAUAUUUUUUGAUGGGAUACGAAUGGAUGGCUCUUAAGACGAUGAAAAAAAUUCAUGCGAAGAAAUUCAAACCACACUCGUUUAGCGAAUGUGAUGAUAGCAUAUGACAGCUAAACCAAAUAUUAUAUUAUUUUAUUUCUUUUUAUUUGACUUUUGGGACAAAAAAUUGAUUUACCAUUAUAAAUCGGAUGAACAUUGACAAAAUCACAAUAACAUCGACUUUUUUGAAGAAAAAAAAAAGCGAAAAGAAAAAAAAAGAACCAAAUAAAUCUCCUAAUCAGUUAAACACCCAUAAAAUAUCCCAAGUAAUGAAAUAGCAUAGAAAAACAAGUACAAAACAAAUAGAAAACAAUACACUUUUUUUCAAA